CCUUUCAUCGGGAGGGAUGAACGCCGAGUGCCGCUGACGAGCGCAGGAGUUUGACACCCAAGUUUUUUAUUUGUAUUUUUUUGUGCACCGCGUUUGGCGCGUCCGCCAUCCAAGCCUCGUCGUUCUCGGGGAAACUCCCUGAGGGCACACAGCAGUCACACACGCACGCACGCACACGCGCAGACCGGCGCCAUGCAGGAGUCCGAGGCAACGGUGUGCCAGCUGCAGCCCAACAUCAUCUCGGUGCGUCUCUUCAAGAAGAAGGUGGGCGGCCUGGGCUUUCUGGUAAAGCAGAGGGUUUCCAAGCCGCCCGUCAUCGUGUCGGACUUAAUCCGGGGCGGCGCCGCCGAGGAGUGCGGCCUGGUGCAGGUGGGCGACAUCGUACUGGCCGUCAACAACAAGCCCCUGGUGGACCUGUCCUACGAGCGCGCCUUGGAGACGCUCAAGAACGUCUUACCUGAGAGCUACGCCGUGCUCAUCCUCCGCGGGCCCGAGGGCUUCACUACUCACCUGGAGACUACCCUGUCAGGGGAUGGCCGCCAACGCACCGUGCGGGUCACCAGGCCCGCCUUUCCGGUCUCUAAGUCUUACGAGCACUGCUCCCCCCUCAGCCCCUUUGGCCCCGUGCAGCAGCAGGCCAACAAGGAGCCUCAGCUGAGGGCCAUCGAGAACCUCUCUUCGCCGUCCAUAACGCAGUCGCUGCUGCAGAGGGGCGGCGUCCCGGCCCAGGACCCGCUGCUCAUGAGGGAUGGCGGCCGAGGCGGCCUCCUGUGUAACGGGCUGGAGGAGAACAACGACUUGUUGAAUGAAAUAGAGCCGGUGCUGCGGCUUAUCCGGGGCGCCAAAAAGGAGCUGAACGGUGACGGCCAGAGGAACGCUACGCGGCGGGAUGCUGAGAUUCAAGUGGCCUGGGACCUCGCCGUGGGAAACGGCACGUCACCCCCGUUGGCGUCCGAUAACAACAGGAGGCGGGAGAACAUGCCGGUGGUGCUGCACAACAUCGAGGCCGAGCAGAGCUCCACCAUGGGAAAGACUUCGCCCACCAAGUCGCUGCAGAACGGAAGCCCCUCCAAGUGCCCGCGCUUCAUCAAGAUCAAGAACUGGGAGACCACGACCGUCUACAAUGACACUCUCCAUCACAGCUCAACCAAGAUCUGCAAUGAGAAUGUGUGCCUCGGGUCGGUGAUGAUGCCCAACCUGCACGCCCGCAAGCCAGACGAGGUCCGGAGCGAAGAGGAGCUCCUUCCCCUGGCCACCGACUUCAUCGACCAGUACUACACCUCCAUCAAAAGGUAUGGCUCCAAGGCCCACACGGACCGGUUGGAGGAGGUCACCAAGGAGAUAGAGGCCUCGGGAACGUACGUGCUCAAAGACACGGAGCUAAUAUACGGAGCCAAGCACGCAUGGAGGAACGCUGCCCGCUGCGUUGGAAGGAUCCAGUGGUCCAAACUGCAGGUUUUUGACGCCAGGGAUUGCACAACAGCUCACGGAAUGUACAACUACAUCUGCAACCACAUCAAGUAUGCCACCAACAAGGGCAACCUGAGGUCAGCCAUUACCAUAUUCCCCCAGAAGACGGACGGUAAACACGACUUCCGCGUGUGGAACUCUCAGCUGAUCCGUUACGCCGGCUACAAGCAGCCCGACGGUCACAUCCUGGGAGACCCCGCCAAUGUUGAAUUCACGGAGAUCUGCAUGCAGCUGGGAUGGAAGGCUCCCAAGGGCCGCUUUGACCACCUGCCCCUCCUGCUGCAAGCUAACGGCAAUGACCCAGAGCUCUUUGAGCUCCCCGAGGACCUCAUCCUGGAGGUGCCCAUCACACACCCAAAGUAUGAGUGGUUCAAGGACCUGGACCUGAAGUGGUACGGUCUGCCGGCCGUCUCCAACAUGCUGCUGGAGAUCGGCGGCCUGGAGUUCACUGCUUGCCCCUUUAGCGGGUGGUACAUGGGCACGGAGAUCGGCGUCAGGGACUUCUGCGACAGCUCCCGCUACAACAUUCUAGAGGAUGUCGCUAACAAGAUGGCCCUAGACACCAGGAAGACGUCCUCCCUCUGGAAAGACCAAGCUCUGGUAGAGGUCAACAUCGCUGUUCUCUACAGCUUCCAGAUAUGCAAAGUGACCAUUGUGGACCAUCAUUCGGCCACCGAGUCCUUCAUGAAGCACAUGGAGAACGAGUACCGGGUGCGAGGUGGCUGUCCCGGCGACUGGGUGUGGAUCGUGCCGCCCAUGUCGGGAAGCAUCACGCCCGUCUUCCACCAGGAGAUGAUCAACUACCGCCUCACACCCUCUUUUGAGUACCAGGCUGAUCCUUGGAAUACUUACGUGUGGAAAGGAGUCAAUGGGACGCCCACCAAGAAAAGAGCCAUCGGAUUCAAGAAGCUCGCCAAGGCGGUGAAGUUCUCCGCCAAGCUGAUGGGUCAGGCCAUGGCGAAGAGAGUCAAGGCGACCAUCCUGUUCGCCACCGAGACGGGAAAAUCUCAGGAUUACGCCAAAACCCUGUGUCAAAUCUUCAAGCACGCCUUCGACGCAAAGACCAUGUCCAUGGAUGAGUACGAUGUGGUGCACCUGGAGCACGAGACACUGGUGUUAGUGGUGACCAGCACCUUCGGCAACGGUGAUCCGCCCGAGAAUGGAGAGAAAUUUGGCGCGGCCUUAAUGGAGAUGCGGCACCCGACCUCAAACACCGAAGACAGAAAGAGUUACAAAGUUCGUUUCAACAGCGUGUCCUCCUACUCGGACACCAGGAAGUCGUCCAGCGACGAGCCGGAAGCAAAAGUCAACUUUGAGAGCACCGGGCCGCUUGCCAACGUCAGUUGCAAUGGCACCGAUGUCUCGAAGACCACCAGUCAGGAAGGAACUCGCUCAAACGAGAAGAUGACACACUGCGACUCUACGAUGGCAAAGCGACAAGAAAAAAAACCGCUGAAGUUCUCCGUGUUUGGCCUGGGAUCCAGGGCCUACCCGCACUUCUGCGCCUUUGCCCACGCUGUGGACACGCUCUUUGAGGAGCUCGGGGGAGAGCGCAUCCUCCGCAUGGGGGAGGGGGACGAGCUGUGUGGCCAGGAGGAGUCCUUCAGGACCUGGGCCAAGAAGGUUUUUAAGGCUGCCUGCGACGUGUUCUGCGUGGGCGACGACGUCAACAUCGAGAAGGCCAACAACUCCUUGAUCAGCAACGAUCGCAGCUGGAAGAAAAGCAAGUUCCGGCUGACCUACAACGCCGAGGCGCCGGCUCUUACUGACGCGCUCUAUGGCAUCCACAAGAAGAGAGUUUUUGGAGCCAAAAUGCUGGAAUCUCAAAACCUCCAAAGUUCCAAAUCUAAACGGAGAAUCUGCGUCACGCGCACAAAAGGAUGCGGGAAAGAUGGCCCCGGUUCACAUGGCCUUCAGGAGUACGAGGAGUGGAAGUGGUUCAACACGCCCACGCUGGUGGAGGUACUGGAAGAGUUCCCGUCCAUCCAGCUGCCCUCCACCUUGCUGCUCACCCAGCUGCCUCUGCUGCAGCCUCGCUACUACUCCAUCAGCUCCUCGCCGGACGUGCACCCGGGGGAGAUUCACCUCACGGUGGCCGUGGUCUCCUACCGAGCCAAAGAUGGAGAGGGCCCCAUUCACCACGGAGUGUGCUCCUCCUGGCUCAACAGGAUCGAGAAGGGCGACGUGGUGCCGUGUUUUGUCCGAGGGGCGCCAAACUUCCAGCUGCCCAAAGACCACCAAGCUCCUUGCAUCCUGGUGGGCCCGGGGACUGGCAUCGCCCCCUUCAGGAGCUUCUGGCAGCAGAGGCUGUUUGAUUUCGAACACAAAGGGAUCGAGUCGUGGCCCAUGACCCUGGUGUUUGGCUGCCGGCAGUCGGAGAUGGACCACAUCUACAAGGAGGAGACCAUCCAGGCGAAGAACAAGGAGGUGUUUAAGGAGCUCUACACAGCCUAUUCCAGAGAACCUGGCAAACCAAAGAAAUACGUGCAGGAUGUUCUCCGCGAGCAGCUGUCAGAGAGAGUGUACCAGUGCCUGCGGGAGGAGGGGGGACACAUCUACGUGUGCGGAGACGUCACCAUGGCCGGCGACGUCCUGAAGACGGUGCAGCAAAUCAUCAAGCAGCAGGGCAACAUGAGCCUGGAGGACGCCGGCUUCUACAUCAGCAAGCUGCGGGACGAGAACCGCUACCACGAGGACAUCUUCGGGGUCACCCUGCGCACUUACGAGGUCACCAACAGACUGCGGUCCGAGUCCAUCGCCUACAUCGAGGAGAGCAAGAAAGAUUCAGACGAGGUUUUCUGCUCGUAGGCCUACCAUGUGAAGACCACGACGACGGUGGUGGCGGCAGGCAGGCCCCAGGAUGCAGCAGCACUGGUUCGACAAUACUGUGCCAAUUUUUCUACUGCUAAAAAACUUAAAAAUAUAUAUAUAUAUAUACAUAUAUAUGUAUGUAUGUGUAUAUAUAUGUAUAUAUAUAUUUAUAUAUAUUAAUGUGUUUCAUUUUUUAUACCAAGUUUCUGUUCCGCUGAGGCUCGUUAGCGACCAAGAUGCUAAUUGGUUCCUCCUAAGUGUAAUGACUUGCCUCAUUGUGAAUGCAUGACGUGAGAAUAUAAUCCAAAAUCUGUGUGUUACCUCGCUGCACCGCCAAGGCUUUCUUUGUCACGUUUACAGAGUGCAUGUGUGACGUUUAGCGACCGCGGCAAGAAAAAAAAAAUGUUAAAAAAAAAAAAGCCCCGUCGCUGUGCCGCGCCGAAGCAUUAUGGGAUGUCCGAGAGUUGGAAUCGUGCAAGUGACGAUCGAUCAUCCAUCGCGUCAUCGUUUUGUUCCAGGAUGCAGACAGAGAGCACCCUCGUUGUCCGCUCACACAAUCACACUUAGCCACGUUUUUGUAAUAUAUAGGCCUACUAGUGUAUAUAUAUAUAUAUAUAUAUAUAUAUAUGUAUGUAGAUGUAUAUAAAUAUAUAUGUUUAUAUGUACAGUACAGGCCAAAAGUUUGGACACAUCUUCUCAUUCAAUGCGUUUUCUUUAUUUUCAUGACUAUUUACAUUGUAGAUUGUCAGUGAAGGCAUCACAACUAUGAAUGAACACACGUGGAGUUAUGUACUUAACAAAAAAAGGUGAAGUAACUGAAAACAUGUUUUAUAUCAUUUAAAUUAUUCAAAAUAGCCACCCUUUGCUCCGAUUACUGAUUUGCACACUCUUGGCAUUCUCUCCAUGAGCUUCAAGCACACCUGUGAAGUGAAAACCAUUUCAGGUGACUACCUCUUCAAGCUCAUCGAGAGAAUGCCAGGA
This is a messenger RNA of Entelurus aequoreus (snake pipefish), 5262 nucleotides long. It is a transcript of the gene nos1, whose product is annotated as nitric oxide synthase 1 (neuronal). Gene Ontology annotation, biological process: nitric oxide biosynthetic process. NCBI's taxonomy places the organism in Eukaryota, Metazoa, Chordata, Actinopteri, Syngnathiformes, Syngnathidae. The record is from RefSeq and is a predicted model, not a curated record. The coding region runs from base 193 to 4278 and encodes 1361 amino acids. The transcript is spliced from 29 exons. Gene Ontology annotation, molecular function: nitric-oxide synthase activity; flavin adenine dinucleotide binding; NADP binding.